Molecule: messenger RNA, 999 nt
Organism: Theobroma umbraticum
Lineage: Eukaryota; Viridiplantae; Streptophyta; Magnoliopsida; Malvales; Malvaceae
Product: mavicyanin-like
Cellular component (GO): plasma membrane
Molecular function (GO): electron transfer activity
Source: RefSeq, a predicted model, not a curated record
CGUCUCAGAUUUAACACAAAGAAUGUUCACAAACUUUUUGCCUUUCCUUAAAAGCAGUACUAGUAUUUUAUUUUUUUCAAUUAUUGGUCAUCCUUGUGGGCAAAGGAAAUCUUUUCAUGCUAGGAAGGAGUACAGGGAAGAAACUCGUUUUAUAUAGAGCCGAGCCCGGUGGUUCUUCACAAAUUAACUCACUGCCAAAGCUUCUCUUUGUUUUGCACUGUUGCUCGCUCCGUUGCUUUCUUGAUCUUCAAUUAAUUGUUUGUUGAUAGUCGUGGUUUGCGAGGAUGUCCUCCGCUAAGGGAACCGUGGCUUUCUUUUUUAUGAUGGCUUUCUUAGGAGUCUCUCUUGGUGCCGUUUACAAGGUCGGUGACUCUACUGGUUGGACUACCUUGGGAAAUUUCGACUACGGCAAGUGGGCUUCUACCAAGAGCUUCCAUGUUGGCGACUCUCUUCUUUUCACGUACCACAAAGAAAUCCACAACGUGAAGCAAGUGACCCACAACGACUUCCAGUCCUGCAACGGAACAUCUGCCAUAGCCACCUACACCUCCGGUUCUGAUUCCAUAACCCUCAAAAGGGCCGGCCACUAUUAUUUCCUUUGCGGUGUCCCUGGCCACUGCCAAGCCGGCCAGAAAGUUGCUGUAUUGGUCACAGCAUUGUCCGUAGGCCCAAGUGCAAGUCCGAGCCCUUCUCUUUUUGGUCCAACGCCUGCAAACCCACCUUCAGAAAUGUUGGCACCUGGACCCGCUCAGAGCAGUGCUUCGUCUCUCAUCUCCUCCAAGCUUUCCUUGGCAUUGGGUCUCGUUGCAGUUUAUUUCUUUGAUUUCGCCUUCUAGACGAGUGGUCCUUACUAUUGUGUUUGUAUCGGGAAUGCUUGACAUGAUUAUAUCGGGAUAGCAUCAUUAUUGUAUGGGGUCCUAUGGUAUUAGGCUUGUUUAAUUGCUAGAUGAAAUAAAUGUUUAAAAAUAUAAUAGACUAUAGCUUUGCUUUUCCAUCUUU